Molecule: messenger RNA, 489 nt
Organism: Trypanosoma brucei brucei TREU927
Lineage: Eukaryota; Euglenozoa; Kinetoplastea; Trypanosomatida; Trypanosomatidae
Exons: 1
Coding region: 1-489 (162 amino acids)
Source: RefSeq, a predicted model, not a curated record
AUGUUGGUUUUGUUUCCUGUUUUUCUCCUUUUGUUUCGUACAUUCUCCUGCGUCUCUUACCUCCCAUCAAUUUUUUCCUGCUUCCAGUUCCCGCUGGCGCUACGUCGUGCCCCUUCUUCGUCCCCCCUUUCCUUUUCACCUUUCCCUCCCUCCCUCACUCUUUGCCCAUGCAGCCACUUCCGUCAGAAGAUGCAUUUAUUUGUGCAUGUGUGUGUUUUAAAAACGCUUUGUACAGGCCCAAUGUUCCUUUUUUUUUUUCCCCCUCCCUUCUGCCUUUUGUAUUUCGCUUUAUUAUCUUUAGUGCGUGAAGGGAGGUGUAGAUACCACUUUCACACCCAAAGGCAGGAUGGUGAGGGAAAAGGUAAAAGAAAUAAAAUAGCUUCAGCAGGAAAUGAGAGAUCGCGGUGCUCUUGUCGCUGGUGUUUGAUGUUGCUGUAUUACUUUUCAGCGCCACCGUCCUGCGCAGUGCCUUUGGCGCACGAAAAUUAG